Messenger RNA from Musa acuminata subsp. malaccensis (wild Malaysian banana), 2540 nucleotides. RefSeq names its product phosphatidate cytidylyltransferase 1. NCBI's taxonomy places the organism in Eukaryota, Viridiplantae, Streptophyta, Magnoliopsida, Zingiberales, Musaceae. The record is from RefSeq and is a predicted model, not a curated record. Gene Ontology annotation, cellular component: endoplasmic reticulum membrane. Gene Ontology annotation, molecular function: phosphatidate cytidylyltransferase activity.
CUGUGUUAAAUCUGCCGUUCAGUGGCCGUCGCUCCCCAAAUCCAUUUGGAGGAAGCCCAAAGAGAUAGGAGAGCUCGACUUCCGCUCCCGAGACGGUCAUCCCUGCUUCCCCCGAGCUCCGGAAUUGCUGGGAAAGGGUUGGCGGCGGGUUUGAUUUAGCUAGUAAUUGAUUCACCCAGAGACCAAUCUUGUUUGUCCUUUGUGAUUGGUGUGAUUUCUCUUUUCCGCUACCAGGGUUGUUCUUGUUGAGCAGCGGCGGAGAGCGAGUUCUUCAGGGAAAGGGUGUAGCCGUGAGUUGUUUUGAAGGGUCAUAGAUGCUUAAGAUGGAAAAAAAAGGAGAACAACGAUGGUUUGUUCUUCGAAAUCGACACUACUAGAAUUUGCUGCGGAAGCAGAACUCUAGGGUUGAUGAUGUUUGUUGGUCGAAACAUCAAGCUAUUCUGAGACGGAACUAAAGAUCGAGCCUCCGUCACUUAAAGGUGCGCUGGGAGGGCCGGGCGCCCGCCUGGUUAAACUUAGGCCAGCUCGAGCGUGAGUCGAAGCAAAACACUCAUCUGGUUCGAUUGAACCAGGUAUCUGUCGCAGAAACCACCACCCGCCUGUGCCCUAACGCCGAAGUCCUUCUUUCCCCCACUGCGUUCCUCACGGCGGCGGAGUUCCUCCCACCGGCGAACGACGGCGGCGGCUUCUUCCCCUCCCUCCAGCCUGGUGGAUUACGAAGAAUCAAGUUGCCAUGCAUAAAGACAGUGGCUCCAGUGACACUCCAAAUUAUUUGGGACGAAUUCGACAUCGUAAACGCCCUAGUGAGGUUUCUGCAGAUGCAAAUAAAGCAAAUGGAUCAAAAUUGCUUGUUAAUGACCGCAAUAAAUACAAAUCAAUGCUUAUUCGUACUUAUUCAUCAGUGUGGAUGAUAGGGGGCUUCACUUUUAUAAUCUAUAUGGGCCAUCUCUAUAUAUGGGCGUUGAUCGUCGUCAUCCAAAUUUUUAUGGCCAAGGAGCUUUUUAAUCUACUCAGAAGAGCCAAUGAAGAAAGACAGCUUCCAGGGUUUAGGCUGUUAAAUUGGCAUUUUUUCUUCACUGCAGUGUUGUUUACUUACGGGCGCUUUCUUAGCCGGCAGCUUGUCAACACUGUGACUUCAGAUAAAUUGUUGUAUCAGCUUGUUAGCGGCCUUAUUAAAUAUCAGAUGUUUAUUUGCUAUUUCCUGUAUAUUGCAGGUUUUGUGUGGUUUAUUCUUACACUUAAGAAGAAGAUGUAUAAGUAUCAGUUCAGCCAAUAUGCGUGGACACACAUGAUUCUUCUAAUGGUAUUUGUGCAAUCUGCUUUCACCGUCGCAAACAUAUUCGAGGGUAUAUUUUGGUUUCUCUUACCAGCAUCACUUAUUAUUAUCAAUGACAUUGCUGCAUAUUUUUUUGGGUUCUUUUUUGGGAGAACACCAUUGAUCAAACUAUCUCCAAAGAAAACUUGGGAGGGUUUUAUUGGGGCAUCAAUCACGACAUUGAUCUCUGCCUUCAUGUUAGCAAAUAUAAUGGGCCAGUUCCAAUGGCUUACAUGUCCUAGAAAGGACUUAUCAACUGGAUGGCUGCAUUGUGAUCCUGGCACGUUGUUUAAACCAGAAUAUUUUUCAGUACCUAGAUGCAUGCAUCAGUGGUUUCCUUGGAAAGAAGUAGCAAUUUUGCCUGUGCAGUGGCAUGCUUUAGCUCUUGGUCUGUUUGCAUCAAUCAUAGCACCAUUUGGAGGAUUCUUUGCAAGUGGUUUUAAACGCGCCUUCAAACUUAAGGACUUCGGUGACAGCAUUCCUGGACAUGGUGGAAUUACUGACAGAAUGGAUUGCCAAAUGGUCAUGGCCGUUUUUGCAUACAUAUACCAUCAAUCAUUUGUCAUGCCUCAAAGUUUGUCAGUUGAGAUGAUUUUGGAGCAGAUAUUAAGGAACCUUACCUUUGAGGAGCAACAGUUUCUAUAUGAGCAACUUGGGAAUAUCUUUCAAGCCAGGCAACUGUUGCAAGCCUAGUUUCUUCGUGUAAUUAUUGCCUAUGUUUUAUGUACAUUAUGUUGCCUAUUGCUGCUUCUUAAGAUUGUCUUAGAAUCGUGCAUAGCCCUUUUUAAAUUACAUCUUAACAAUCUUCUGCUCAAAAGCUUGAUAUAGUCUUGAGCUUCUCAUGCAUCCUUUGCAAGUUAUUCACUCUCUUUCCAUGUUACUAACACUAUUCUAUUUGAAAUUGAUAACCUAGGAUGGCCAGACUCCAGAAUCAUUAUAUAUUUGGCACCAUCUUAUGAUACACCAUUGAACGGAUGGAACUCGUGAAACUGUUGAUCUUUGAAACUGCUUGUAAAUAGUUUUUGCACCAUAUUAGCUUGCAGCAUGACUGCAACUGGAUCAGGUCCAGCACCGCGGAAACAUACUAUAUCUUCUUGCAUGUGUUUGUCCAGGUUGGAGUAAGCUGGUGUCAUGCAUCUAUAUAAAGUUGAGGAUUAGAUGUACCGAGAAUCAUUGAUCUAGAAUCUCAUACAUUGAAGUAUAUUUUGGUAAUGCACUGAAAUGA